CUAGAGCUGUCAACCUGGAAAAUGGGUGAGGACUCGCUGUUUACGGAUCCCACCUUCCAUGGAGACAGCGCCUUGGGCUCGUGCGGUGUGCAGGAGUGGCGGAAGCCAUUUAAAUGGAUUCGAGCGAAGCAACUUCAUAAGAAUGCCAAGCUCUUCUCCGUGAUCGAGGCCGACAACAUCAAGCAGGGCGAGCUUGGCGACUGUUGGUUGCUGGCGGCCAUUGCAGUCAUGGCUGAUUUUCCAGGACAUAUCAUGAAUCUUUUCGAAGUUCCGAGCCUCACCGACAAUGGGCGAUGCGUUGUGAGGCUCUAUGAUCUGAGAUCUGGAUGGGAAGAUGUGGAAAUUGAUGACUUGAUUCCAUGUGAUCGGUAUGGUGCGCCCCUCUUCGCUCAGCUGGAGGGAGACAGUGGGAGUCUUUGGGCACUGCUGCUUGAGAAGGCCUUCGCAAAGUUCGUGGGAAGCUAUGAGGCGCUUAUUGGCGGCAGCACUCCUUGGGCUUGGCAGGUUCUCACCGGGCAGCCUUGGAUGGCGCGGUGGACACGUGACAAGGGUGCAUGGACCAGAUGGGAAAUGUGCGACAUUGCAGAUUGCUUCUCCAAAGAUGAGUCGAAAGCAAAGGAGGCUGCAAAGAAGUGGCGUGUUGAUGGCAUGCGACGUGGCAGAUGGAGAGGGCCUGCUGACACAGCAGAUGAUGAAAGCAUGUUCCAGGCUAUGGCUUCAUACACUCAAGCUGGCUUCGCAAUUAGUUGCUCAAUCGGUGAGGGUGACAAAGCAGAGGAAAGGCGCCCUGAUGGGCUACUUGCGAAGCAUGCGUACUCAGUCCUCCAGGUCCUAUGUGCUUUCGGACAGCGGUUGGUGGAGGUGAGAAAUCCUUGGGGAAGGGGUGGUGAGUGGAAUGGAGCUUGGUCUGAUGACAGCCCGGAAUGGAAAAAACAUCCGGAGAUUGCGGAAGACUUGAGGGUUGUGGAAGCAGAUGAUGGCCGCUUUUGGAUGCCUUGGGACGCCUUUGCGGCCGUGUUUGGCGCGCACAUUAUCGUUUGUCCUGUCACUCUGCCUUGCCCAAACAAUUCCCAGAUUUUAGAUGAGUCAUCAGACAGGAAGGAGCGAAAGGUGAAAUGCCCACAGUGCCGACAGCCCUACACCAAGAGCUGGGUCUUGUUGAUUGACAAUGAGAGUAGGAAAGAUCCGGCAGGUGCAUGGACACGGCUUGCAGAUGGGAAAACCCUGUGUUUUUUAUGCAUGCGAGCCACCUGCCGUGCUAGUGAGAAAUAUCUUAGAGGACUGCGAAUAGCUCCUGGGAUUGCAGGGCUGCACAAACAGACGAAGCUGGCGCUUGCUCCUCCCAAAGGUCCUCGAAAAGCGAAGUUGGAGGUGUGCAGGUAUGGUGCUUCAUGUUAUCGUCGAAACCCGCAGCACUUUCACGAAUGCUUUCAUCCGAGCCUGUUACCUCCAGCGCCUGCUUGCGAGAGUGCUUGUGGCCGUUCAGCAGCCUCUGGCUUCAAGACUUGCUGCAAGAGCUGCAACAGCACUCCACCCAAUUUGCUCGUCAGCAUUCCCGGAGAGCAUGCAGAGAUGUCUGGGCUGUACACCGCUUCAUCCAGGCGUGAACGUGGAGUGCCGGUUUGGAAGCAGUCCAAGGGGAGCGGCUGGAUGUGGAAGGGCCAUGUGUGGAUGAUGGGAAUGCAAGAAGACAGAGUUGGUGGAACGAGUGGCCUCAUUGCAGAGGACACUGGUGACAGCAUGCCCGUGCGUUCCCCUCAUUUGGCCUCGAAAUGGCAGGCGGCUGGCAAAGGUGGCUGGAAUCCUCUUGAGGGGAUGAAAGUGGAAAUUGAUGCGGCCAGUGCAUCAGCAAAGCAUGACGAUUUCUGCAACACUCGGGAUGGGAGAGAGCUGGACCUGCAAAACCAGGCCGACCAAGUGCUGAUCAAGUGGUCCUCAGUGAAAUCCAAGACUGGAGAGGUCUGAGCGAUUAGGUCUUUGCACUACAAUACUUUAUGCGUUAGUCUGAAAAUUGGUAUGCCCGC
This is a messenger RNA of Cladocopium goreaui, 2024 nucleotides long. The record is from the annotation of a GenBank genome assembly. NCBI's taxonomy places the organism in Eukaryota, Dinophyceae, Suessiales, Symbiodiniaceae.